AUGAACUCAGACGCAACAGACAACGAUGGUUUUGCGGUUCCAUCCCUGUCUGGAGAAGGACCUUCAUCAUCAAAAGCAGUACCUUCACUAGACCUUCCAAAACACGAACCAAUCCGUUUCAAGCCGAUCAAAACGCUAGCAAGCCGAAUUGAUGGUUCCGAAUAUUACGAUGAAGCUAGCAUGGAAAAAGUCUUAGAAAUGCUUGAGCUGGGGCGUACAGAAGAAGCCGUCGCUUACGCUGAUACCCUCUACUCCAAUAUAAUCGAUGACGAACAACUCGAUAUUGUCGGUAUCGCCGAGUAUAUCAAAAUUCUCGUAGUUCUUCGACAAUGGCGUCGUGUCAGUGAUCUAGUUAAUCGACGGAAUUACUAUCAAAUCCACGUGGUAUUUGCGUAUUACGCAGCCACUGCAUUAUUUCAACGGAAAAUGUACGAUGAAGUUACUGAAUUAGCUGUUGGACAUCUUCUUCCAAAUAUUGGACACACGGGUCCACUUCCAAUUAGAACACUCUCACAAGUCACGGGUCGAUAUGUAGAGGAGGAGAAAACAAAGUACUCAUUCGCAAAUAUGGCCGAGUUGGAUAAUAUAUCCAAGAGAUUAAAAAUGGUUCCAGCAUUGAUGAUAACUAUAGCUGAAAGUUUUCUAAAGCUAAUGAAUCGAGAUGCCGCCAUGAUAUGUAUCAACUAUGCAAUGAGCCUUGACAGCACAACUCUCCACAUCGAAAGGGUGAUGACAAAAUACAAUCUCGUUGAGCCUGCUCAAUGGGAAAAUUACAAGAAAGUUCGAAAAGAACAAUUGAAGUUGCACGAAGGAAAUCAUGAUCCACGGAUUCUAAUCGAACGCGCUCAACAUGCCUAUGAGAUGGGUCGAUUUGGAGUGGCUAAAAAGUUGACUGACGAGAUUUUUGAUUUAUUCGGACCACAUCCCGAAUGCAUUCUUCUUCGAAUUCACUGUCUAACUAUGUUGAAAGAUUCUCGAUCUCUAUUGGAGUUAGGGCAUCAAUUGGUUACUGAUGAUCCUUAUGUUCCUCUUCCCUGGUAUUGCGUCGCUCUCUAUUACUACACUAUAGGAUCUAAUGCAAAGGCUAGAAAUUUCAUUAGUAAAUGCACAAUGAUGGAUUCUACGUUCGCUGAAGGAUGGGUAGCUUUCGGACACAUUCUUCACUUCGAAGUGGAACAUGAACAAUCAAUGAGUUGCUAUUAUCGUGCCUCUAAACUGGUUGAUCGAAGCUCGGAACCAUUCUUGUACACUUCCCUUCAAUACUGUACUCAUAGUCAGAAACUGAGCAAGAAGUUUAUGUUGGAAGCUGUGGCUCGAGCUCCAAAUGAUCCAUUGAUUAGACAUGAAGAAGCAUGUGUCGCAUAUUCAGCGAAACAAUUCGAUGAAGCUGAUGGCUUGUUCAGAUCCGUUCUACAUAUGGUUACUGAAACAGAAGAGGAUACUCCAUUGGAAGACGUUCUCAAAAAACCAAUCGACGAUUUCUGGCGUCCAAUGCUUAACAAUAUUGGACACAUAUCACGACACAAAGGUCGUCUACGAGAAGCUAUUCUUUUCUAUCAAAAAGCUAUCAAAAUGGAGCCGAAGUACAUCGACGCGAUUGCUUCAAUGGCUCUUUGCUAUGCAGUUCUUGGCGAGACUGAUAGAGCGACUGAAUUCUUCAACAGAGCUCUUGCUAUCGAUCCAUUCAAUGAGACGAUUCGACAGUGUCUCGCGAAUAUGAUUAUUUCUUGCAAAAGCAAGUUUAAUAUCGAUAAACAUACGAUGCCACCUGCUUUUAAUCCUGAUCAAUUUGAAGGUCAAAGUAUUGUCCCGCGUUGUGCAAUUCGGAAAGUUCGAAAUGAUGGCUUCGUGGUACCAUCGAUCGUUUCCUCUUCUCAACCAUUCAUGUCAAUGUUGAGAGCACGUUUAACAAGAAGUCAGGCUGAACGAGCAGAACGAGGAGAAGGAGGAACGCGGCCAAACCGCUUUGAGGUCGAGAUGAAUGAAGGCGAUGAUUUGUGA
Molecule: messenger RNA, 2001 nt
Organism: Caenorhabditis remanei
Lineage: Eukaryota; Metazoa; Nematoda; Chromadorea; Rhabditida; Rhabditidae
Exons: 7
Coding region: 1-2001 (666 amino acids)
Biological process (GO): cell division
Molecular function (GO): protein binding
Source: RefSeq, a predicted model, not a curated record